UUUUUUACUAGUUUUGUUGAUUUUUUAACGCUAUGGUCGGUAAGGGGGACGCGACAAGCAGUAGAAUCUUCCACCAAUGUUAUCUGAAGUGUUGCAAGCUCCAAAACCUGACGCCGCUGAAUGCGGUAAUCCCGGGCGGGAAUGGGAAGGUGUUGGAUUUCUGUGUGGACAGAAUCAAGUACCAGGACUGGCCGCCAAUUCUAAACGCGCUCAGUUGUGAUCUGAGCUUACACUCUAUUUCUGUAAGAUGCCGACAGCAAGUCAAAACUGUAUUAGAACACAUAGACUGCGAAAGAUUAGCAAAGACAGUGAACAAGCGUGCGGUGAUUCUAACAAACUUCAUGUUGAGCAACCUGAUAGAAGCUUCCACUCAGCUUCUGUCCAACACCACACUCCUGACGUCUUUGCUACUUGAGGGGUUGCCAUUGAAAAUACCCUACUUGAACCCAUUGUGCGAGGCGCUGCUAACGAAUAAUUCGCUCCAACACAUCUACCUGCCACGUUGUCUGGUCGGAGACGCGGGCUGCCUGGCUGUAUGCAAGGCGGUGCGUUGCCUGCCCAACAUACUGACGCUGGACUUGUCCGGCUGCGACCUCACGGCGCUUGGUGCCAGCUACAUUGCUGAUUUGAUCAAGUACCAGAAGAUCCACCGCUACAGUGAGAACUGGAUACACACACUGCGCUACCGGUUGCCGGAGCUGGACGCGAUGUCAGGGCUCCGACGGAUCACAUUGUGUGCGAACCCACAGCUGGGCGACGCUGGAGUGUGCAAGUUACUUGAUGUACUUGCUGAUGACUUGUGGAUAAAAGCACUGGACGUCCAGAACUGUGGUCUAUCAGAUCUGACUGCGUCGGCAGCGUUGCAUAUGCUGCAGUCGAAUACGACAGUAACGAUCUUGGACAUGCGACAUAAUGCGGAUGUCUCCAGUGAGUGGCUAUCCAAAGUCCGCGCGGGUUUGAGGGAAAACGAACGAGGGGUGGGAGGACAGUACUCAUGGCUUGGCAAUGCAAGUGGAACUACUUCGAGUGACGGUAGAUCCGUGAAGUCGGUCAUAUCUAAAAAUGGGAUUAUGUCAAGGGAUAGACUGUCAUCCAACACAAGAACUGGCCAGAAUAAGUACGUCAACAAGACAAAUGUAGUUAAGAAAGAAAAGGAUUAUUCCGAUACGCUAGAAGAACAGCUGCAAGAGGAGAUCUCGCAUCGCCAGCAACUCGAGGAGCUGAACCUACAGUUGGUAGAUCAGAUGAAGCAGCUGAAACAACAGCAGAUACGGCUCUGGGCCAACGGGGGGAAUGGCGGGACAUCCUCAGGUUCAGAGCAAUCUGUCCAAGCUAGCUCAAGAUCGUGCGAUCUAUCGAGCAGCUCGGGCUCCUCGAGUUCGGUGCCGAUUGACCAGAACACGCUUUCAUACAUACAACAAGCUUUCAAGGACAUAUAUGCCUUCAUCAAGAACAACCAGUGUCAUGGGCAAUGCCUACACGAAGGACACAUAAAAGAUGACGAGGCACAGCCAGUGGAAGUGAUAAGGGAAGUACGGGAGACUGAAGAGAUAGAGACGACUGACCUCCGCGUCAACAUCUCACCGAAGAAGGCGCAGAGUUCGCACAUCAAGCUCGUCGACGUCAAGAUGAGCAAGACUACGAAGUCCGCACACAUGCUUGGCGACUCACAACAUAGGGACAAUACCGACAUGAAGCCGGAAAUGAUUGAACGACAGAUGGGAGAUUCGAAAAACGCUCAUGGUGAUGAUCAGAUUACCGUUGAAGACUUUAUCGCGACUCAGACCAAGGCUAAUAAGAAAAACAUAUACGAGACGAUUAGUCCGUGUAGCAGCAUAGUAAGCGACUCGUCGGAAACGUUGGUGUGUUCGCCAGAGUCCUCUCUCGCGCCCAACCCACGCGAGGCACUCUACUCAUCCACUAGCGACGACGAAAGCUCUUGAAAUCCACCUAUUUAUAUGAACAAAACUUUU
Molecule: messenger RNA, 1973 nt
Organism: Pectinophora gossypiella (pink bollworm)
Lineage: Eukaryota; Metazoa; Arthropoda; Insecta; Lepidoptera; Gelechiidae
Product: protein Cep78 homolog
Exons: 12
Coding region: 33-1943 (636 amino acids)
Cellular component (GO): centrosome
Molecular function (GO): protein binding
Source: RefSeq, a predicted model, not a curated record